AUGUCGUCUAAAGACCAAACUCCUACUCCCAAGCCAAAAUCAGCUGUAGCCGUAAUUGUUAACCAAUUUGUUAGAGCUUCCGUUGGUGGUGUCUCUCCUUCAAACUGUGAUGAAGAUUUAGACAAAAAUAUAGCCGAUUUAAUUUUGAAGGAAGCAUCAGCUAAAAAUAAGUUAUACAAUAAGGAAGGAAUUAAAGCUUAUUUACCACGCACUGAAACACCACAAUGCACUCUGCCCAAAACAAAUAAACGAUUUUUAUUAAAUGUUGUCAAAAAUGUAGAUGAUCAUAACCAGGCAUUGAUAAGAAAGACUGCAGAAGAAGCUGCUGCUCGUAUGCGCAAACUAAGACGCAGGCGUUCAUUACGAGGUUUUAGUGAUGAUGAUAGUGUAAGCGAUGAUGACAGUGUAAGCGAUGAUAGUGUAAGCGAGCACAGUAGAUCACCCAACAGAGUCGAUAACAAUCGAAGAAAAAUUAUUAAAAUUAUUUCCGAUUAUGAAUCCGAUACAUCAGAUACUGAUGAAUCGAAUUCAAAAGAAAAAAGACGAAUACAAAAACAUAAAGUCCAUGAGACUAAUAUUUCUACCAAAAACAAUAGUAAUCAGAAUUUACCUGGUAUAUUACAUAAAGGAAACAAAAAAGAGGCGCCUACAAAAUCACACAGAGGACGUGGGGAGGUUAGUAAUGGAUCAAAGAUGGAUAAAUAUUUUCGUAAGGAUUAUGAUCCUAUGACUGACAUUGAUCCAUUUAUUGAUGGGAGGAUUAGUUAUGAAGCAUUCGAAAAAAGUUUGAAAGAGAAAACUGUCAAUAGUAAUAAAAAGAAUAAAAAGAAAAGUCAUAAAGAAAAAUCAAAACAUAAAAAGAAGAAACAUAAAUCAAAAAAGAAGCGGAAAGAUAAAGAUACGGAUUCAGAUAGUGAUUCAGAUUAUAUUGCUCGAAAGAAAAGACAGAAAGAUAAAGAUAAUUAUAUGGAAGAAAAGUCAAUAGUUUAUGAUUACGUACGGGAAUGGGACAGACCUAAAUUAAAAGAUAAUAAAGAUAAUUAUAUGGAAGAAAAGUCAAUAACUUAUGAUUACAUACGGGAAUGGGACAGACCUAAAUUUAAAGAUAAUAAAGAUAAUUUAGAAGAAAAGUCAAAAACUUAUGAUUACAUACGGGAAUGGGACAGACCUAAAUUUAAAGAUAAUAAAGAUAAUUGUGUAGAAGAAAAGUCAAUAGUUUAUGAUAACAUACGGGAAUGGGACAGACCUAAAUUGGUUCCUGGUUUUUGGGAUUUUGAAAGGUAUUAA
Messenger RNA from Diversispora eburnea, 1287 nucleotides. NCBI's taxonomy places the organism in Eukaryota, Fungi, Glomeromycota, Glomeromycetes, Diversisporales, Diversisporaceae. The record is from the annotation of a GenBank genome assembly.